Cucurbita pepo subsp. pepo (vegetable marrow) is the source of this 2115-nucleotide messenger RNA. RefSeq names its product Tetratricopeptide repeat (TPR)-like superfamily protein. Gene Ontology annotation, molecular function: protein binding. The record is from RefSeq and is a predicted model, not a curated record. Lineage: Eukaryota; Viridiplantae; Streptophyta; Magnoliopsida; Cucurbitales; Cucurbitaceae.
CCCGAUUUACAAGCUGAAGUUGAGGUUGAAGUAUAAACGGCCGCAAAGGGAUCUGUGGAGCGAACAUCCUUCGUCGCAUCGUUCCUCAAAGCUCCAAACUUUUAUUUGAUUUCUCUUCUUCAUCUCUCGUUAAGCUGUUGCCUUUAACUUAUAUUCGCUGAUUUUCCAAUGGGUUUUCGUCAAUUCCUCAGUUCGCUUCGUGGAUUAUCUCGAAGAAUAAGUUCUUUCCACUCGCUACCAUCAUCUUCUUACACUUGUUCAUCCAGAUCAGUUUCUCGUUCACCAGCAAUUACCAGAAACCAAACCCCAAUCUGUACUUCGUCCCGUUGUAAUGAUCAUUCAACUGGGGUUAUUCCGAAUCGCAGUUACGCCUCUCACCAUUUCAGCGAUCAUGGUACAGAGCACAGCAAACAGGAUUCGGACGCCGACGAAAUUUCAAUCAUGGCAAGUGCUGAGAUUGCCCAGGAUGCUGAAAAAAUCUGUAAGUUGCUUACGAAAAACCCUAGUUCUUGCAUUGAAUCAUUGCUUGAUGGUGCUUCAAUCGAGGUGUCGCCGGCUCUGGUUGUCGAGGUGCUGAAGAAGAUGAGCAAUGCGGGACUUCUUGCGCUGUCGUUUUUCAGGUGGGCGGAGAAGCAGAAAGGCUUCAAACACACAACGGAAAGCUACAACUCGUUAAUCGAAUCCCUCGGUAAGAUCAAACAGUUCAAUGUGAUUUGGAAUUUGGUGAAUGAUAUGAAACGGAAAGGGAUUUUAAGUAGAGAAACAUUUGCUUUAAUUUCUCGGAGAUAUGCACGAGCUAGAAAGGUUAAAGAAGCAAUCGAGGCAUUUGAGAAGAUGGAGAAGUUUGGAUUCCAACUGGGAAUAUCAGAUUUCAAUAGACUAAUUGACACCCUGAGCAAAUCGAGAAACGUUGGGCAUGCACAAGAGGUGUUUGAUAAAAUGAAGCACAGAAGGUUCAAGCCUGAUAUCAAGUCUUACACAAUUCUAUUAGAAGGAUGGGGUCAGGAGCAGAAUUUGUUGAGGUUGAAUGAGGUUUAUAGGGAGAUGAGAGACGAUGGGUUCGAACCGGACGUCGUGACGUUCGGUAUAGUUAUCAAUGCACAUUGCAAGGCAAAGAAGUAUGAUGAAGCUAUUCAGUUGUUUCACACAAUGAAAUCUAAGAAUGUCAAACCAUCACCUCAUGUGUUCUGUACCUUAAUCAAUGGUUUGGGCUCUGAGAAAAGAUUGAAUGAGGCUCUAGAGUUUUUCAAACAAUCAAAGUCGAGUGGCUAUGCUCCAGAGGCACCGACUUAUAAUGCCGUGGUGGGGGCUUACUGCUGGUCGAUGAAGAUGGCUGAUGCAUAUAGGACGGUUAACGACAUGAAAAAACUAGGCAUCGGUCCAAAUUCGAGGACUUAUGACAUCAUAUUACAUCAUUUGAUAAAGGCUGGGAGAUCAAAAGAAGCUUAUUCUGUUUUCGAGAGAAUGAGUAGGGAGCCAGGGUGUGAACCAGCUUUGAGUACAUAUGAAAUCAUGGUGAGAAUGUUAUGCAAUAAGGAGCGAGUAGACAUGGCGAUUCGGAUUUGGGAUCAAAUGAAGGCCAGAGGAGUUCUUCCGGGAAUGCAUAUGUUUUCAACAUUGAUUAACAGCUUGUGCCACGAGAACAAGUUAGAGUGUGCCUGCAAAUACUUUGAAGAGAUGCUGGAUUUGGGUAUUCGGCCGCCAGCAACAAUGUUUAGCAAUCUGAAACAGGCUCUUCUUGAUGAGGGUAGACAGGAUACAGCUUUACUUCUGGUAGAGAAACUCGAUAGACUAAGAAAGGCACCAUUGCACGGUUGACAUUCACAAUGGAAUGGUUGGAAAUGCUGUCAAUUUGUUGAUAUCAACCGAAGAUGAUUCUCUUAUUUGAUAUCGUUUUGAAUCUUUCUGCGAAAUGGGUGGAAGAUGUGGUGAGAUAUGGGAAGAUUUUGAUACCAAAAUAUGAAGAAUCUUUAUACUCUUGAUUAGCCAAGGAACUCGAAAGAAGUCGGUACUUCUAACCCUCUAAUGCUUUUUGUGUUAUUGAUCAUUGAUUACUUACUUGCAUAUGAAUAUUUGUGCGUCUGGAAAGAUUUAUUUAAUCGUCUCAUGUUUAUA